UUAAAUUAUUUUAAAUUUUAAUACUCUCUAUUUAAAAUUUAUUAUAAUUUAUUUAUUAUUUUUACCUAUUCAAAAAGAAGAUAAUUUUUUUUAUAAUAAUAAUUUUAGAUAUUAAUAUUACACACUAUUAUUUCAUUUUAAUUUUAAAAAAUAAUUUUAAAAUUUACAAACUAUUUAUUUUUAAUAUAUUAAAUUUUCAGAUGAAAUAUUUAUUUUUUUAUUCAUACUAACUAUAAAAAAUAAUAUUAUUUUUCUUGAAACUUAAUUUUUUUACGCACUAUUUUUAAAAUAAAUUAUAUUUUUUAUUAUUUUUUAUUUACAAUCUAAUUAUUUUAUAAAUUUAUUUUUUUU
Messenger RNA from Ichthyophthirius multifiliis, 351 nucleotides. RefSeq lists its product as hypothetical. The record is from RefSeq and is a predicted model, not a curated record. The transcript has a single exon. NCBI's taxonomy places the organism in Eukaryota, Ciliophora, Oligohymenophorea, Hymenostomatida. The annotation marks the transcript as partial.